This is a messenger RNA of Lodderomyces beijingensis, 2775 nucleotides long. The record is from the annotation of a GenBank genome assembly. Lineage: Eukaryota; Fungi; Ascomycota; Pichiomycetes; Serinales; Debaryomycetaceae.
AUGAAUGAUGCUUUAAUACAAAGAGAUCAACUAGAAGACCUGAUUAUCGACCACCCUGACGCUGAAACAAGAAAAGAUUUACAUGACACGUCUCUCGAUGAAACGUUUCAGAAAAAAUUGAGUGCCAAAGCGCACGAGAUUGAGGUUGCCAAUGGGGGUGGCGGUGGUGGUGGCGGGAGCGGGAAUCAGCAUGGUGGUGGAAUUGGAAGCGAGGGCAUGCACAGCGAGAAUGAUGUCAAUUACCAGUUCCUAGUGACGAAAUCGCACCUUGCUUUUGAAUAUCAAGAGGUGGAAAGCCCCGGGCAGAGCGUUUCGGAAUGGUUCACGUUCAGUGACUUGAAAACUGUCGGUGGGUUGGAUUCGCUAGUGCUGAAUUUCGAGCUGAAUCAAGACAUUGAGGAGCAUAUCGGACAGCUUUGCGGGGCAAACAUUGAUGACGCGUUGCUGGUGGGGUUGAAAAGCUUGCUAUAUUUCAGCUUUGGCGAAUACGCCGGUAAGUCGACGAAAGACGAGCAGAUCAAGGCUAUCCUUGCAAAUAACCAGCGGCUCAUUGAGCUAGAACUCUUUGUGCCAGUUGUAGAUAUCUUGAAGACGUUUUUCGAGGCAAAGAUGGCGACAAGUGGUAUAACAAAGCUCAAGACAAAGACAAAGCCGGGGCCAAAGCCGGGGCCAAAGCCGGGGCCAAAGGCAACGGCUUCAACCUCUUCGACAAGGACAGAGUCAAACUACUUCAAGUUGCUCACGCUUCUUUACCUCAUGGUGAUUUCUGCAAUCCAUACACAAGACAAACAGGAUUCUACAUCAAAGUUUAAAGAAUACCUCAAGAAUGCGUUUUUGAUUGAAACAAUACUUUGUUUCAUUGAACACUGGAAGUGGAGUCCCAACGGCUCCUAUCGCAUAAGAUAUCUCAUUUUGCUACUAAGUAAACUACUCAUAUUGGAACUUGGCGGCUCCAACAGUCUCAAAGACUGCGACGCUUAUCUCAACCACUGUCUCCAUGUGACCAACUCCAAAAGUGAGCUGAAUGGUGGAAAGAAACUACGGUGCUCGCCGUUGGACUAUUUUGCAUUUCGCGAGGAUUUGAUUGAUAAAUUCCCCCUUUUCGACAAGGAACUCGGCUUUGCCCUGACUCUAUCUGAAGAAGACAAGGCUUCCAUUGAAGAGCAGUACCAAACAUUUAUGGCAAUCAACAGUCACUCUAGUUCACUAUCCAAUACCCUUGAGACUCCAAGAACAAACAAAUCGCAUAGUGUAUUGAGCCAGCUACCUACGCAACCAGUCCACUUGGCCACUCCCAUCCCGAGCCCCAAACUCGCAUCUUCUGAUUACAUGUCUGGUGGCGAAAAAAUUAGGAAAUCGUACCAAGUCAACCAGUCAAUGCCGUUUAUAUACCCCAUGGAUCAAGAUGCAAAAGAUUUUGUUCCUGUGGCGAUAAUCGAGGCAGAUGAAAUUUUAAAGAAUUCGGUUUAUGAAAGCUAUUCAAUCAAAAGACUAUGGAAAGAACGCGAAAAAUUUAUGCAGCAAGAACGAGGCUAUGCUUGUGUUUAUGAUGAGAAGCCAAGCAACCUAGAGCUGGAAUUUGUUGAUGAUCUUCACUUGCAAAGCGAGCUGGAAAAAAAAAAGACCCAAUUUAGCCUGGAAAUUGGCUCCCUCGAACGCGUGGAGCAGUUGUAUUCGAGGUCGUUUGCGAGGUUUCACACCGUGGUUGAGGUGUUUAUCGAAAUCAUACGAAGUAAUCGCAUUGAUUCCAAUUUGAAUUUUUACGAGUUUGAGUUGAACCCGGCCACCUCAUUUAUGGUGAACUCGCCCGUGGCUCAAGCAAACGACGCUACGCGCGCCAAGAUUGAAACGGUUUUGUUGCUGCAGUUGGAAGUGUUGAGUGUCAGGGAAAUCACCUCCAAAGCCGUCACGAAUAUCCUCGUGAGUCUCCUUUCUUGGUUCAAGCGGAGCCACGUGUUAAAAUACUACUAUUUGUCGUCGAUUAUUUUCGAUGCUCAGUUCUUUUCAGUGACCAUGGACUAUAUAAGCUCUGGCUUCAACAACUUGAAUAAUCAAAGUGUAACCCAAAAGGGUAACUCGAAAAAGAAAAUCGAUGAAAUGGUGGAGUAUGAAGUAUUGAUAAACCAGAAUAGGUUGAUGAAUCCGCAGAUUAAACUACCAAAACUUGACUUUUUCAACAACUGCCUAAGGCAACGUGGUGAGCUGCAUAAAUAUCAAUUCAUCAAUAAUGUAUUUGUGCUGGAUUUACCCAAGGAAACCGACGAGAAUAACAUUAACCACGUCUACAUCAAGAACUACAAUGCGAAUUUCGCUCAUAUCUUGUCGAAUUUGCUUUGGAUCACCAACAAAAUUCUCUUGAAGAAUCAAAGCCAGAGGAUAUUCACCAUGAAUGAUUUGAAGCCUUCUGAAUUGUUCAAGAUGAUCUUGAUAAAUUAUGACAAUCCCUCCUUGUCGCAGCCGAUAUUGAAAAUCUUGAAAAAGUUGGUGCCUUACCAGGGCCGCAAAUGGAAAAGCGUCAAUAUGGAUUUGAUAAGUUCCAUCUAUUUGAACUGUCAGCUUAGUAUGAAGGAUAACUGGUUGAGUGGGAAAGACUUGGAAAAUGACUUCAAUAGCAGUUAUGACCAAGAAGUGGCCUUGCGUGCAUUACUACAGUUCUAUAAUAUUAGACGAUACCCUGACGAGAUGGAAAAGAUUGGAUACAAGGUUGACCGAGAGGUUGACAUUACCGAAGUUGAGCCGUUGCAGUUGAACAACUUUGACCUCGACCCAGAAUGA